AUUGUUCGGUCCGUUUCUUUCUUGCUUUCCCCACUAGAGUCCCUAUCUCUCUCUCUCUCUCCCCAAUUAUUUUAUGUGUGUUCCAAACAUCAACUCCUAAACAAAACCAGUUCUGGUUUUUUGAGUUUCAGUUUAAGCUUAGCUUAUCAGUUAUCACCCCACUAGUCUUUGAAAUGCGCCUCCACACAACCUUUCAAGCUUCUGUCUUUUUAGCCAAUGACCCAAUGUUCCAUUUCCUCAGCUUAGUUGUUUUCUAAAAGUCUUUGGGUGGUGGGCUUAUCUAUAUGGAUUUUGGGGUGGUGGGUUUGGAUGGGUUGGUGGGUUCAGAAGCUACUGGUUUUUCUUCACUUGCUUCGGAUCCUGAGACAAAGCAGAACUGGUACGGAUCUGGGCUGUUUAAGCAAGAGAGAUCUGGCAACUCUGAAGAUGACUGGAGGAGCUCAAAGCUGCUUAAAACUGAUGACUUUGUUGCCUCCAAGACAAUGCAACUUCAGCACAGAAACACUUUACUGAGAUCUAAUUACACUACUCUCUACUCUGAUGGUCAGCAACAACAACAGCAAAUGCUGAGCUUCUCUAGUCCCAAAUCAGAAUCUUUUUUAGCUGAAAAGAAUUCUCACAAUGCCACAUUAUUGCCUUAUUUUCAUCAGUCAUUAUCAGGUUAUGGUAAAAAUACAGGCUAUAGUUCUGGGAGCUUGAAUGGUACAAGCAUGCAUGGGGCUUUAGCAGGAGCUAGAGGGCCAUUCACUCCAUCUCAAUGGAUGGAGCUAGAACACCAGGCCUUGAUCUACAAAUACUUGACUGCAAAUAUGCCUGUACCAUCUAACUUGCUCAUCCCCAUUAGAAAAGCCCUUGAUUCUGCUGGGUUCUCUAGCUUUCCAGGGGGACUUCUAAGACCCAAUACAUUGGGAUGGGGUUCUUUCCAUCUUGGAUUCUCCAACAACACCGAUCCUGAGCCCGGAAGGUGUCGUAGGACUGAUGGUAAGAAAUGGCGGUGCUCUAGAGAUGCUGUUGCCGACCAGAAAUAUUGUGAAAGGCACAUGAACAGAGGCCGCCAUCGUUCAAGAAAGCCUGUGGAAGGCCAAACCGGCCAUGCCGUUUCCGGGACCCCAACUACUACUGCCACUACAAGCACUAGCACUAGUAGCACUAUCUCAAAGCUGAGUCCUAUUGCAUCAUCCUCAUCAGCUUCAGUGGUGGUGUCCGGUGGUGCAUCUAAUAGCCUUGCUAUUGCUGCUCACCAACAGCUCAAGAACUUGCAGCCUGGUGCAUCUAAUCCUUCUGCAGCCACCACCAUCAACAGGAUGUUUAUUAACAAAGAUAAUGUGGGUGAGAGAAUGCAAGAUACACCUGGCCUCUCCAUUCUAUCUUCCUCCAUUGACCAUAAACCUAAAGAAAACUCAUUCAUGAUUCAAAAACAGCAAAUACCAUAUGAAGAAUCCACUAGAACUGAGUUUGGGUUAGUCACUUCUGAUGCCCUCCUCAACCCUUCUAAUAAAAGCUCCAGCUUAAUGAACUGUUCGUCAAAAGAGCUUAGUGAUAGAAGAACCGAAUCACAACAAUCUCUUCGCCAUUUCAUUGAUGACUGGCCUAAAAUUCAAUCUGAUCGCUCAGCUGUUUCCUGGCCUGAGCUUGACAUGCAAUCAGAUAGGACCCAACUAUCCAUUUCAAUCCCCAUGGCUUCCUCAGACUUCAUCUCAUCCACUUCCUCUCCCAGCUCCAAUGAGAAACUCACUCUCUCACCACUCAGACUCUCACGUGAGUUAGACCCAGUAAGGAUGGGUUUGGGAGUGAGUAGUGUCAUCAAUGAGCCGAACCAAAGGCAAACAAAUUGGAUUCCUAUCUCUUGGGAAACUUCCAUGGGUGGUCCUCUUGGAGAGGUUUUGCAUCAUAGUAAUAACAACGUGGUGGAUUGCAAGAGAUCAUCUGCGCUUAACCUUAUGACUGCGGGUUGGGACAGUAGUCCUCCUUUAGGAUCAUCUCCAACUGGUGUGUUACAGAAAACCACAUUUGGGUCUCUCUCUAACAGCAGUGCAGGAAGUAGCCCAAGAGCUGACAACCACAGGACUGUUGAAGGGGCUAGCCUCUGUAAUGACCUCCUUGGCUCAACUCUUGUGAAUUCAUCAUCAUCAUUGCCGGCCUUGUAGCCACUUGACCAGCCAACUAAGGAGCUACUAGGUGAUGCAUGAAAAAUGAGUUGAACAUUGUAAGAGUUAGUUUUUGGAGUUCCAUUUAGUCUGUUAAUCCUUUUUUAAUUUGGUAAUCGGUUUUAUCUUUCCACCUCACGAUUUGUGUAAGUGAGGGUUACUUGUUUUUUAUUUCGAGAAUCUUUUAUUUAUUUUUGUUAUCUUUCUGUGCACAUGUUUAGUAAUAUUGUGUUUGUUUA
Quercus lobata is the source of this 2386-nucleotide messenger RNA. Its product is annotated as growth-regulating factor 1-like. The transcript has 4 exons. Gene Ontology annotation, cellular component: nucleus. NCBI's taxonomy places the organism in Eukaryota, Viridiplantae, Streptophyta, Magnoliopsida, Fagales, Fagaceae. Gene Ontology annotation, molecular function: ATP binding. The record is from RefSeq and is a predicted model, not a curated record. Gene Ontology annotation, biological process: DNA-templated transcription; developmental process; regulation of DNA-templated transcription. The coding region runs from base 285 to 2147 and encodes 620 amino acids.